AUGUCUGAAGCCAUUGAUGACAAUAACUUCAAAGUCGAGAAAAUACUAAAGAGUCGGCAACGAAACGGACGGAUCGAGUAUUUCGUCAAAUGGCAUGACUUUCCCGAUUCAGGCAAUACUUGGGAACCCAUCGACCAUCUCAUCGAUGGAUGUCAUCAUUUGAUCCGACAGUUUGAACGCAUAGACACCACAGCCAUCACUCACACCACACACACCACUCACAGCACAGACACCACUCACACCACACCUCAAGACAAGAGCGACGGCCAAACCCCCGCCGGCGCUCCCAUAAUCUUAUUAUCGGAUUCGGACUCAUUAUCAGACACUUCAGACACUAUAUCAUCGCUGGAACCGCACGACAAUACAGUUGUGGAUCCAAUUGAUCCGGUGGUGAAUGCGGUGCCCGAAAAGGGGGCCAAAGAGUAUCGGGUAUUUCCCUCACACCUGAUCCCAAAGGAAAUAAUAGGCGCCGCACACGACGGCCAACACAUCUGGUUCUUUAUGACAUGGAUUAACAGCACCGAAGAGUCGGUUGUAUUGGGCUCUGAGGCCAACACUCAUUGUCCACAACUUGUUAUACAGUUCUACGAAAAAAGGGCUUUCUUUCAGUGA
Messenger RNA from Medioppia subpectinata, 612 nucleotides. The record is from the annotation of a GenBank genome assembly. Lineage: Eukaryota; Metazoa; Arthropoda; Arachnida; Sarcoptiformes; Oppiidae.